This is a messenger RNA of Cladocopium goreaui, 1437 nucleotides long. NCBI's taxonomy places the organism in Eukaryota, Dinophyceae, Suessiales, Symbiodiniaceae. The record is from the annotation of a GenBank genome assembly.
AUGGCUUUCUUUAAGCUGCAUCUUUUGCUGGGUGCCUGCUGGGCACUGCCAGCUGUUUCUCUCACAGUGCCUUCGAAAGCCCUGUGGUUUCAACAGAAGGUCAGUCAUUUUUCUGCUUCGAAUGCCACGUAUCUGCAGAGAUAUUACAUGGACGACAAGCACUGGGCCGGCCCCGGCUCUCCGAUCUUUGUGAUCAUGGGAGGCGAGGGGGGCAUCAGCCCGGAGACGGGCAUCUUCUAUCCCUGGGUCUGCGAGGUCCUGGCGCGGCAGUUUGGCGGCCUCGUACUGGAGCCAGAGCACCGCUUCUAUGGCGAGUCCCUGCCCUAUGGCCCGGCCUCCUAUGAGGCAGAGCACCUGAAAGGGGCGAUGACUUCGCAGGAGGCGCUGGCCGACGCGGCAGAGCUGAUCCGCAGCACUCAGCUGGCGCGGAAUUGCACAGUAACGGGCACCAGAGGCUAUUGCCCCGUCCUUGUGAUUGGAGGCUCCUACCCGGGUUUCCUGGCUGCGAUGAUGAGAAUCAGAUAUCCAGCAGUGGUGGAUAUGGCCUAUGCCUCCUCGGCUCCUCUGAAAUUUUAUUCUCAGGAGGUGGGCCAGUACGCCUACUACGCCAAGGUCACCGAGUCGGCCGAGAAGUCCAUGAAGGGCUGUGCAGCUGCGGUGCUGCAGGCGUUUCAGAAGAUGAUGGACUUCUUUCAAACAGCCAACAGCAGCCAGAUCGCCCAGCAGUUUUCGGUUUGCGAGCCAGUGUCGCAGCCGGCCGACCUGGCAGACAAUCUCUUAUUCCUGGCUGAGCAGAUCUUUGCGAACCUCAACAUGGCCAACUAUCCACCCAACAGCAACACAGGCCUUCGUCGAACUUGUGGCAGCUUCAUCGCAGCUGCGGGCCACAGGGAACUGGAGGCCUUCCGUUUCAACGUCUCAGCACACCUCCCAGCCGGCGAGUCGGCCACUGCCAGAUGUGGAGACUGGUCUGGCUGCGGCUACGGCCGUGACGGAGAGAUGUGGGACUUCCAAACCUGUAGCUUUGAGGUGGAACACAUUGGUUUCGGAAGCGAAGAGCAGAUGUUUCCGUCGCAUCCAUGGACCAUGGAAUGGCUGAAGGAGCACUGCAUGAAGCGCUUCGCAGUGCGUCCGCAGCCGAAAAGUCUGGUGGAUCUCUGGGGCUUUGAUGAGGCAACUCUGGUGAGUUCCACCUCGCGGAUUUUGUUUGUGAAUGGCUUGAACGAUGGUUGGUCCGUGGGCGGCAUCCUGCAGGAUCUUUCCAAAGAGAAAGGCUUGAUCGCCAUUAACUUGCCCAAUGGUGCGCACCAUAGCGAGUUGUCCCAUGGAGGGAAGGAGACCGCAGAGGUUCGACAGGUACACCAGCAGAUUUUGGCCAUCGUUGGUCAGUGGUUGGAGGAGAUUAAGCAUCCGAAGAUGCUGAGGAUCAUAGCUUGA